AUGGUAAAAACUCGACACCAGUACACAAUGGAACAACAAUCAAGUAAUGCAAACAUGGAUACACAGACACAGUCAGACACAGAAAUUAAUACAGACACGCAAACGCAUCAAAAUAACCUGCUACACAUACACACAAACGCCGAAAGGAGCAACUCCGAACCUAACCUGAGAGACCACGUCACGUCUAAUGACGCGGCGGGGGCAAGCUCAUUUUGCAAUCAAAAUUUUGGCGCUAUACUGAAUUCCAUUUUGGAAGGCAUAUCCAAUAUUAAGCAAGAUAAUGACGAAAAAUUCUCACAAUUAAUGACAGACAAUGCAGCCUUCAGAAAUGACAUAAAAUCAGACUUCGCCACACUGACUCAAAAGGUAGAUGAAAUUAAUACACGUCUUUCCAAACAGGUCGACGAUCUUACGGAAAAAUUCGAAAAUUUAGAAUUACGACAAAGCGACAAUGCCAAUCACAUCCAUGACUUGACAAAAACCUGUGAAACUAUUAAUUGCAAACUAGAAUCAAACACGCACGCAUGUGACGAAAUUAAUUUAAAGGGAGAUAACCCGUACAAAAAACGAAGAAACAACAAUUUUAAUUCAAGAAGGAAUAAUGGAAACAACAACGAACACAAAGCAAAACAGAAACACUGGCAAAGAAACAACAACACAGAUUACACAAGAAAUGGAACACUUACACCGCACUUUAAUCAGAACGACAACCAGUAUUAUGUGAGACAGUGGCAAACACCGCAACCGCCACCACAAAAUCAUAUUCAGAUGCCACAAGGGAAUUUUGCGCAAACAAGCCACACUAACCAACAAGUGACUUCAGCCAAACGAAACCAGACAGGUGAUUGGCAAAGACAAUGUCCUAAUCCCUUAGCAGAGUAUGCUGAUACAAAAACAAGACAAGCUGACAGACUAAAUGACCGGAGACAAUUGCUGCUCUGA
This is a messenger RNA of Schistocerca americana (American grasshopper), 942 nucleotides long. RefSeq names its product GATA zinc finger domain-containing protein 15-like. The record is from RefSeq and is a predicted model, not a curated record. Lineage: Eukaryota; Metazoa; Arthropoda; Insecta; Orthoptera; Acrididae. The transcript has 4 exons. Bases 1 to 942 code for a protein of 313 amino acids.